This is a messenger RNA of Ceratosolen solmsi marchali, 384 nucleotides long. RefSeq names its product hexosaminidase D. The transcript is spliced from 2 exons. The record is from RefSeq and is a predicted model, not a curated record. Gene Ontology annotation, biological process: carbohydrate metabolic process. Gene Ontology annotation, molecular function: hexosaminidase activity. Lineage: Eukaryota; Metazoa; Arthropoda; Insecta; Hymenoptera; Agaonidae. Bases 1 to 384 code for a protein of 127 amino acids.
AUGGAAUUUGUUUUAAAACAUUCAGAAUGGAAAGUAUUAAGAGAAGUGCCAACGUUUCCCAGUUCUAUAUGUCCUUCCAAUCCAGAAACUCAAUCUUUGGUGAAAUCUAUGAUCAGACAAAUAGUGGAGUUUCAUUCGGAUAUUAAAUAUUUACAUAUUGGUGCAGACGAAGUUUGGCACAUGGGUCUUUGUCCACAAUGUACUAAAAGAGUUGGUUCAAGCAAAUAUGGGAAAGCUUCUUUAUUCUUAGAUCAUGUAAUAACUAUAACACAAUUUAUCAAAGAAUCAUAUCCUUCUUUGAAAGUUAUUAUAUGGGAUGAUAUGCUAAGAACAAUAGAUUUAGAAAUUUUAAAUGGUAUUCUUGAACCUUUAACAACUUUCUAA